AUGGAGAUGUUGUCACAGUUGUGGUCUUUGCUAGGACUGCUGACAGUCCUCCAGAAUGUGCUGCCUUCCCAGCUCCUGUCCCUCCUCCAUUCCUUGUACCAGUCUGUCCAAGACAUGCUCUGCCCCUACUCCUAUUUCGACGUCCCAGAAUUCAACGGCUAUUGUGGCGUCCACCUCAACGAUCUCUACCGCCACGUCAAUCUCUACCUCAACUCCCUCGUCAACGUUAACGUUAAUGUCACCGCCACCAACCCCUCCUCAUCCUCAUUCACUGCACGCCUCACCCUCUCCCGCUCCAACUCCUCCAACCGCAUCUCUUUCACUGUCGCACCCAACCACUCCGUCAGCGACUCCUUCGGCGGCCACAUCCUCUCCUGGACCCACCACGUCGACACCGUCCAAGACUCCCUCGACGAGAAGCGCUCCUUUGUCCUCAAGCUCCCCAAGCGCCACCGCCACGCCCUUCUCCACCCCUACCUCCACCACCUCACUGCCCGUGCCGAGGAAUUCGAGCGUGUCUCGCGCGAGAGGAGGCUCUUCACCAACAACGGCCACGCCUCCUACGACUCCGGCUGGGUCUCUGUCCCCUUCCGCCACCCCUCCACCUUCGACACCCUCGCUCUUGAGCCCCAACUCAAGAGUCAGCUAACCGGAGACCUCAAGGCGUUUGCCAACGGCAAAGACUUCUACCAUAGGGUGGGACGUGCCUGGAAGCGGGGUUACUUUCUGUACGGCCCUCCGGGGUCUGGCAAGUCCAGCCUUAUCGCUGCCAUGGCUAACUACCUCUGCUACGACGUUUACGACCUCGAGCUCACCAAGGUUUCCGACAACUCCGAGCUAAGAGCUCUGCUCAUACAGACCACCAACCGCUCCAUCGUAGUCAUAGAAGACAUAGACUGCUCCCUCGAUCUGACGGUGGACAGGCAGCAGCUCAGGCUGUCCAUGAAUACCAAGAGUACUAGAUCAAAGGCUAGAGUAAGAUCGCGGCAGCAGAAGCAGGAGGACGAGGAUUGCGAUGAGCAAAACGCGGGGCGAGUGACGCUGUCGGGGCUGCUCAACUUCACGGACGGGCUGUGGUCGUGUUGCGGAGAGGAGCGGAUCAUAAUCUUCACCACCAACCACAGGGACAAUGUGGAUCCAGCGCUGCUCCGCUGUGGCCGCAUGGACGUCCACGUCAACCUCGGCAACUGCGGACCCCACGCCUUCCGGGCAAUGGCGAAGAACUAUCUGGGAUUGGACUCGCACCCGCUGUUCGAGGCAGUGGACCGGUGCAUGAGAUCGGGUGGGGCCCUCACCCCGGCCCAGGUGGGAGAGAUUCUGCUCAGGAACCGUGGGGAUGCAGACGUGGCAAUGAAGGAUGUGGUGUCGGCGAUGCAGGCGAGAAUUAAUUUGGAUGGCGGUGGUGGGGGCGGCCAAGAUCAGUUAGCGGAGUUAUACUCAUCAUGCGAUGAUCAGACGGUGAUGAUGAGGGCAACGUCUUCUCCGGAGAGCGUGCUGGUGGGUGUGGGUGGUGGGUCGCCAGAGAAUUGGGUUUCUUCAUCGCCGCCGGGGAGUGGGAGGAAGAAGAAGGCCGCCGAAGGGGAUCAAUGCCAGAGGAUGAAGAUGAAGUUCUUAGUGAGGUUGAGGUCUUUGACCAAGUCUGACUCCGGAAGAAGGGGGGUCUGUCUGACCUGUCCUAAUUCCUAA
This is a messenger RNA of Prunus armeniaca (apricot), 1686 nucleotides long. The record is from the annotation of a GenBank genome assembly. NCBI's taxonomy places the organism in Eukaryota, Viridiplantae, Streptophyta, Magnoliopsida, Rosales, Rosaceae.